Molecule: messenger RNA, 1173 nt
Organism: Emericellopsis cladophorae
Lineage: Eukaryota; Fungi; Ascomycota; Sordariomycetes; Hypocreales; Bionectriaceae
Exons: 6
Coding region: 1-1173 (390 amino acids)
Molecular function (GO): oxidoreductase activity
Source: RefSeq, a predicted model, not a curated record
AUGCGUCUUCGUGCUGCCACGUUUUACGCGAGCAUCAUCGCAGCAGCCCAUGCAGCGACAACGCCAACACCCGAGGGCGAUGCUGCAGCAGUACGCGAGUACAACGGCUCAUGCACACACCCCGUGGUGCGCAAGGAAUGGCGAACGCUGUCCACUCCAGAGAAGCACAAUUACAUUGACGCCGUGCUGUGUCUCGCCACGAAGCCAUCCGAGAUUGGACUGGGGACCACGCGCUACGACGACUUUGCCUACUCGCACAUGAUCAACGAAAAGCAGAUCCACUUUGUGUCCAACUUCCUGCCGUGGCACCGCUACUUUGUCCACGUCUACGAGAAGGCACUCCAGGACUGCGGCUACACUGGAUCUGCAGUGUACUGGGACUGGACCCUCGAUUCGGACGAGCCUCGCGACUCGCCCGUCUGGGACAUUGAAACUGGAUUCGGUGGCGAUGGCACGGGAGGUGACCCUUCAUGCAUUGUAGAUGGCCCGUUUGCUGGUUUCCAAGUCGCCUACCGCGCCAGUGGCUACGCGCCACACUGCUUGUCCCGCCAGUUCAACGGCAGUGGGCCCAGUAUGCUGAAGCACGCAUACACACCCGCCGUAGUCGAGGGAAUUUUCGGCAUCCCUGGCUAUGACGCCUUCAGACAGCGGUUGGAGAGCUAUCCUCACGGGGCCAUACACAGCGCCAUUGGUGGCGACAUGGUACCGGCUCACUCACCCAAUGACCCGAUCUUCUUCCUGCACCACGGUCAGGUCGACCGCAUCUGGACGCUCUGGCAGCAGGAGAACCCCGAGAAUCGGACCUUUGACUACAGUGGUGUGAGGAGACAGACGUUCCCAGGCGGCCCCCAGCCAGGCCAGGCAAGCCUCGACGACCUGCUCGAGAUGCAAGGGAUGGCCAUGGACCUACCAGUGCGCGACUUGAUGCGGUCGACGAUGGUGCGGUGCUCUUCCAAGGAUCUCGAGAGCUUUUCUACUUUUCUGGAUGUCUGCCCGCGUGAGCGAGACCUCUUUUCGACGGGUAUCUUCAAGGAGCUGCUGCUCGAGUCCGGUGCCUCGGGAUGGCCUGAGACUGCAUGUGUUGGACUCGAGGAGAGGACCCCGGACUCUCUCCCUACCAAACGUCGGCCCUUUGUUCGCCAUGCAGGCACAUGGCGCCGGCACCCCGUCUAA